Trypanosoma theileri is the source of this 3027-nucleotide messenger RNA. RefSeq names its product putative ABC transporter. Gene Ontology annotation, molecular function: ATP hydrolysis activity; ATP binding; ABC-type oligopeptide transporter activity. The transcript has a single exon. The record is from RefSeq and is a predicted model, not a curated record. The coding region runs from base 1 to 3027 and encodes 1008 amino acids. NCBI's taxonomy places the organism in Eukaryota, Euglenozoa, Kinetoplastea, Trypanosomatida, Trypanosomatidae.
AUGGGUUCCUUGCGUUCCAGGGUUUAUACUGCGGUAAUGACUCCGUUUGUAAUAUCUGUUUGUGGUGCCGCUGCUGUCCUUUUGGCAAGAACGUUUCUGAGAAAGAAAUUGAGAGUAGUAGUUCUUUUUUCCUCUGAGGAGCGGUCAUACGAGAUCCUUGGCAUUUUGACAAGAACCGCUACUUUUACUGGCGAUGUUGCUACUGAUAAUAAUAAUAAUACUACGAGGAUUGAUGACAAUGACACUCUCAUGCGUCAAGGGGGUGCAUGCGUGGAGGUUAUUCUUAACUGGAAUAACGCAAAGUUAUUGCGUGUGCCGGCUUUAGUGUUUGAUGAUGAGAAAAUGGGGAUUAAAGAAAUCUUUGAGGUUUAUUGUGGUUUAGCGAGGAAUAAACAUCCUAACAAGCUACUUGUGUGUGAUAUGUGGAAUUGCUUAAUGUCAUUGGUGGAACACAAUCUACGUGGACAUUUAAAGGAUCAUGAUAUGCCUUUGAUAGAUCAAGCACAAGUGGAAGAGCUACUAUCACUUUGUAUCCUGCUUCGUGGUAAGUACUCCAUAUAUGGGUUAAUGGGGAUCCAUCAGUGUAGUACGUUAGUGAUACAAGAUUUUCCUGAGGAACCUUUUCAAUCUUUAAAGGGGACCUAUUAUAAAGAGCGAUCGACUUUUUUAGGAAUUAUUUCCUUUCUUAAACUUCUUUGUAGCUCCUAUUCUAUGCGGCGUUUGCUGUUCUUGGCUUCUGUAUUUUUACUUUCACCUGAUACAAUUCUCAAAGGAGUAUUUGGGCUUGAAAAUGGAGUGAAUUGGACCCAACUUUAUGUUGCAGAAAUGGGGAAUUUGCCCAAUGUUGAUGUGUCAAAAACGAAUUCCUUUUUUCAUUUUCUGAAAGAACAGAUUAGGGGAUCUACAGGACGUCUUGCCACAAUUGCAAUUGCUUCAGUUGGAUUAGAUGAAUUUCUUUACACCGUUCGUAAUUUUAUCAUGAACUACAUUAUGAUAGAACUUGUAAUGUCUUUUCAGCUUAGUGCUUAUUUGGCUCUCGCUACUGUUGAUUAUGAUCCUAGUGACAAUUGGCCUCUAUCAUUUCAUAUUUCUAACGCGCUUUGGCAUGUAUCGAGUUCUGUUAUGGGGGAACUACAGAAUCAAGUACACCAAUUACUGGAGAUAGUUUCCAGUUUCUGGGUUGUUGUUCGAUUUCCUAUAAUGGCAGUUGCUAUGUGGUUCGGAACUCAAUGGAGUGAUUAUGUCACUUUAAUAAGUGAAUCACUCUAUCUUGAGUUACAAUACGCCAAGAGUUUAUUUUAUUUUGGAAAAAAAUCAUUUAAGAAAACCGGGAAUAAAAGUGAUAACAAUAAGGAAUAUUUGCAUAAUGAUCAAUUGGUUUUACCCUCACCUAUUCGUUUACUUAUGAAAACAGAUGUUGUUAAAAUAAAGAAGAAAACUGUUUCAGAAUCAAUUUCUUCCCGUUCCAUUCUGUUGCCAAAUACUUUUCACCAAAAUGCACAAGCACAGCAUGGUUUAGUGCUUUUGACCCUCAUAUCUCUAGAGUCAAAGGUGGUAUUAGAGCAACCAUGGAUUCUCUUGAUUCAACACAUUUCUUGGCCUUUCUCCCCUAUAGUAUUCGCUGAACACAUUAUGCAAACACUAGAGGGUCUUGCACGAUACCAUAAUAUGACGUUCGUGGGAGUUGAAAAAGUUCAGUGGUUAAAAACAAUUCUAAAAAACAUAAUAUCGAUGAACAAGGUAACUUCUCACUCUACGUUUAGUUAUCAUUCUAAAAGGGAAUACGUUAAGGGAUUCACUACUUUCAGAUAUGCAGGUGUUGAACUGGCUGCAGCCAUGUCAGUUGUUAAUGAUGAUCCUGGCUCAAGAAAUGAUAUGUGGGAAAAUUUUCUUCGUGAUAUUCUUAGUGGAAUAUUUAGAACAGCGAAUGCGAUACCGUUACUUCUCGCCUCUUCUUCAACACUCUAUGCUCAUCAAGAAUAUCUUGAACAAAGUCCACUUGAGCAGAAUAAUACUUUAUCGCAUUUGGAGUUUAUCCAGUAUCUAUUUCCUCUUUUUUUAAACCCUGCUGGAUUUUUCUAUGAGGAAAACGGUCUCAGUGAGGGUCAGAUUGAUCUAGCAUGCACGCAACGAAAAUUAACCAUGGGAGGUGGUUCAUUAGGUUGCUAUCAAGUAUUAGAAGGAUUGCAGAGAAUGCAGAAGAUUGAUCGACCAAUUACAACUCCUGUUCCACCUAUUGAAGGUCCCUGGAGUAUUGAGUUUCGUGAUGUGUCAUUUCGUUAUAGUGAGAAUCACCCAUAUAUAUUGUCUCACGUCUCAUUCUCUGUUAGCAAGGGAGAAUUUCUUGGCAUUGUUGGAUACAGUGGAGCGGGAAAGACGACGAUUCUACGAUUAUUAAAUUUAACAUAUGCUCCUACGUCUGGAGAAAUAUUUAUUAACGGAUUCCAUAUCAGCUGCUAUCCGGUUCGAAUGUUACGUCGAAGGAUUGCCAGUGUGUGGCAAGAAGGAGAAAAUCUCCGAUUUUUUGAUGGUUGUUCGAUCGCAAACAAUAUGGCACUUGGAAAUCUUUGGGCAUCCAAUGAGGAGGAUAUUAAUUUUGCUCUCUCUUCGGCAGAAGCACUCUCCUUUGUGGAGAAACGAUCAUCCGGUAUUUACGCACCUUUGCGGUGUCAUGAAUAUAGUGGAGGGGAGUUGGAACGUCUUUGUAUUGCUCGUGCUAUGAUGAAAAGAAAAACAGGGGUGGGCGUUUAUGUUUUUGACGAGGCGACAAACGCUCUCGAUAUGAUGACGGAGGAAAAGAUAUUUAAUGAUCUUGGGUUAAAUCGAAAAAGUAGCACCCCUCGGGACGCUACCUUUGUAGUCGUCGCCCAUCGUCUUGCAACGUUAAGAGAUGCAGACCAUAUUGUUGUUCUUAGCGAUGGCAGAAUUGUGCAGUCUGGAAGCUGGGAGGAGUUGUCUUGCAGUGAACCUGACUCUUGUUUCUCCAGGAUGCUAAGAUCCCAGCAGGUUCCAGAAUUUGUUUCUUGA